AUGAAGAUUAAUGUGUGGGAAGCCGGCGAUUCUGAGUUAGGCCAAAGAGGGGCAUCUGUCGCCGCUAUUGAAGAAUUUGAUGGUGAUAUCGCGGUGGAAUCCGAGUUGCCAGCAUCAGAGGAUGAAAAAAACGAUGUGGAUUCACCUGCUGACCUCUCUGUGGAGACUUUGGAUGAAAAUGGUAAUCCCUCAGUUCAGUGUGUAGAAGUAACCGAAUCUAUGAACUCUGUUGUUAAUUUUCUGGACUCGAAUCAUGAUUCUGUUGUCUUGGAUAACACUACUGUGUUAGUAAAGGCUGAUGUUGAUGACAUGGUUGAUGAUUUGAUUCUAAGUGAUGAUUUGAGCAGUAUGGUGGUUAAACCAGCCUGUGACAGUGAAUAUUUUGUUGAGUAUGAUUCCACUCAUGAUGGUGAAAUGAAAUUAAACGAAAGUGAUCCUGUGGUUGAUGUCAAUGCUGGUUCACGUGAAUUUUUGAAUUCUUUAAUUGGUUCAAAUGGUGGCUGGCUAUCCGAAUUCGAUCCGGGAGGAUUAGAACUUUCUGUUGGUGUGUUUAGUGCUUUGAAAGACUGUAAUUAUAUGCCUGACACUUGUAUGAACUGUAAUAUUAAUCAACCUACUGCUGGAGAGUUUGGUUUACUAGUGAGUGGUUUUAAAGGUGGAACUAUUGCUUCUGAAAUGGGAACAAUGGUGGAGAGUAGAGUAUUUUGCCUUGUUUUGUGUAGUAAUUCUCAAUAUGCAGUUAGAGAUUUGGGACUGGUGUAUGUUUUCAGUGCUAAGAGUUCAAUGGUUGUUGGAUUUAGUAAUUAUGUGCCUUUGUUUAAUGCUACGGAAAUGUUUUAUGUAAAUGGUCAUGUUAUCUCUGGUUGCAAAAGUAUGGCUGUUGAAACUAUCAUGGCACGAGAUCACAGGAAGAGGGGUGACUUAGUUGAACUCAAAAAGAAUAGAGAAGUACUUUUUGCCUGUUUUAGUAACUGUUAUUAUGUGAAUGGUAUCACAGUGGAGUCUGAAUCUAUGUUUAUAAUCGAUAACUUUCCACUUAAGUAUUUGGGCAAUUAUUCUUUUGAAUUGCUUGAGCUGUCAAAGUUUUGUGAUGCUUGGCCCUGGUUUGACUCUUUUAUGAAGAAGAUGAAAAUGUUUUGCUUUUGGGAAAUUUCCUCAAAAGAUUUUAUCCCGGAGUUCCACGUAUCUAAAGUUUUUGAAGUCAACCCCUUGUUUUCUGCACAUGCCAACCAAGAGUUGGUUACUGGCGUUGCAACACAUGCAUCAUCAAUUGGUAAUAUAUCCUUCACUCCUUAUAAAACAGGGGAGAUCCUUCAACGAAAUGUUGGAAAGUUCCUGAAUGUUGUUGAUGAUGGUAGGGUGCUGAACUUGCAUGUUAACUGUACUAUUGUUGAUCGUCGGUUUACUAUGAAAUUUCUUCAGUUAUUUGUUGGGUUGGAUAGUGUUAGUGGCUAUGAAACUAUGGGAACUCUAAAACCGUGGGUUUUGAUGAUAACAUGUUUCAAAGGGCGAACCUGUUUCAAAGAUAAACAAAUGUUGAAUCCAGUCAAAACUUCUAAUGUAUUUUUUUAA
Oldenlandia corymbosa var. corymbosa is the source of this 1572-nucleotide messenger RNA. Lineage: Eukaryota; Viridiplantae; Streptophyta; Magnoliopsida; Gentianales; Rubiaceae. The record is from the annotation of a GenBank genome assembly.